This is a messenger RNA of Sphaeramia orbicularis (orbiculate cardinalfish), 3004 nucleotides long. Its product is annotated as rho GTPase-activating protein 26. Gene Ontology annotation, molecular function: GTPase activator activity; protein binding. Gene Ontology annotation, biological process: signal transduction. NCBI's taxonomy places the organism in Eukaryota, Metazoa, Chordata, Actinopteri, Kurtiformes, Apogonidae. The transcript is spliced from 24 exons. Bases 589 to 2940 code for a protein of 783 amino acids. The record is from RefSeq and is a predicted model, not a curated record. Gene Ontology annotation, cellular component: cytoplasm.
GGGGUAGGUUGGUGUCGGUGUGCUGCUGGAGCUGGGAGCGGGGCUGGGGAGAAAGCCGUGCAUUUAAAACCGCCCAGGGAAGGCACCGCAGUUCCCAGCCUGUAGUUUUGUUUCUCCGCUCCUUCACAUCCAUCCUCCGUCGGGCGCCAGUCGCUCUCCCUGUCUCUCACGCAGGCUCGGACCGGUCCAGGAUGAGUGGGUCCGGACGAAGGCAGAGCCGGUUUACCUGAACAAGUGGACCCCAGACUCCUGUCGGCACUUUUUUUUUUUUAACCAACACUCCUCUGCUCUGACUUCUUAUUGAAUUGGAUGCCCUGUCGGACUGCUACUGCAUUUUCUGGAGGAGUCUGGACCAGUCGAGUUUGUGUGAACUUCAGGGUUUAUGUUGCUAAUAACAGUUUAGCUAGCUUAUGGAGGUGAGCAUUGUUUACAUGUUGUAAUUGGAUUUUCCAUCAUUUCCAGCUGGAGCAGAAGCAGCAGCAGCAGUAGUAGGAGUAGGAGUAGCAGCUCAGGUCAGGGUUUUCUCCUCCUUCCUUCUCUUCUUCUUCCUCCACUUUUGCCAAGUUUGGAUCCUCCUUGCAGAUCAAGAUGGGACUACCUGCCCUGGAGUUCAGUGACUGCUACCUGGACAGCCCUCUGUUCAGGGAGAGGCUUAAGUCUCACGAACUGGAGCUGGACAAGACCAACAAGUUCAUUAAGGAGCUGAUUAAAGACGGAAAGGCUCUGAUCCAGGCUUUGAAAAAUCUUUCCACGGCCAAGAGGAAGUUUGCGGACUCUCUCAAUGAAUUUAAGUUCCAGUGUAUCGGAGAUGCCGAGACAGAUGAUGAGAUCUGCAUAGCCAAAUCUCUUCAAGAGUUUGCAGCCGUCCUUCAAAACCUGGAGGACGAGAGGACACGGAUGAUCGAGAAUGCUAAUGAUGUGUUGAUUAUGCCUCUGGAGCGGUUCAGGAAAGAGCAGAUCAGCGCGGCUAAGGAAGCUAAGAAAAAAUAUGACAAAGAAACAGAAAAGUAUUGUGCCGUGCUAGAAAAACAUCUCAGCCUUUCAGCGAGGAAAAAAGAAUCCCAUCUGCAUGAGGCAGACAAUCAGGUCGAUAACGUACGCCAGCAUUUCUACGAAGUUUCUCUGGAGUACGUCUUCAAGGUGCAGGAAGUCCAGGAAAGGAAGAUGUUUGACUUUGUUGAGCCUCUCUUGGCAUUUCUCCAAGGCCUGUUUACUUACUAUCACCACGGAUACGAGCUGGCCAAAGACUUCAACCACUUCAAGACUGACCUCACCAUCAGCAUACAAAAUACGAGGAACCGUUUUGAGAGCACUCGGUCUGAAGUUGAGAGUCUGAUGAGGAAGAUGAAGGAGAAUCCACAUGAACACAAAAGUGUCAGCCAGCACACCAUGGAGGGAUACCUGUUCGUACAGGAGAAACGGUCAUUUGUAUCUUCCUGGGUGAAGUACUACUGCACAUAUCACCGCGAGCCCAAGAGGGUCACUAUGGUUCUGUUUGACCCUAAAUCAGGAGGGAAAAUGGGGGAAGAGGAGAGUUUUAUUCUCAAGUCCUGCACCAGGAGGAAAACAGACUCUAUAGAGAAGAGGUUUUGUUUUGACGUGGAAGCUGUGGACAGGUCGGGCGUAAUAACCAUGCAGGCUCUGUCAGAGGAAGACCGCAGGCUGUGGAUGGAGGCUAUGGAUGGGAGAGAACCGGUAUACAAUCUUAAUAAAGACAACCAGGCAGAAGGCAUGGCUCAGCUGGACGUAAUUGGAUUUAAUGUGAUGAAGAAGUUCAUCUAUGCUGUGGAGACACGAGGUAUUGAUGAGCAGGGCUUGUACAGAAUCGUUGGCGUCAACUCCAGAGUACAAAAACUACUGAGCCUCGCCAUGGAUCCUAAGACGUGUGCUGACGUGGAGCUGGACAACCCGGAAUGGGAGAUCAAGACCAUCACAAGCGCUAUCAAGCACUAUCUCAGAAUGCUGCCUGCCCCUCUCAUGACAUACCAGUAUCAAAGAAGCUUCAUCAAAGCUGCCAAGCUGGACAACCCAGAGGCCAGAGUGACGGAGAUCCACGCUCUGGUUCACCGGCUGCCCGAGAAGAACAGACAGAUGUUGGAACUGCUGAUGAAACACCUGUCCAAUGUGGCCAAUCACCACCAGCAGAACCUGAUGACCAUCGCCAACCUGGGUGUGGUCUUCGGCCCGACUCUGCUCCGUCCACAGGAGGAGACGGUGGCCGCUAUAAUGGACAUCAAGUUCCAGAACAUUGUGGUGGAAAUCCUCAUUGAGCACCAUGAGAAGAUAUUCAGGGACAUGCCAACCUCGGCCAGCGGUCCGACCGGCCUUCAGCACAGUCAGUCCCGGAGAAGGAGUGCUGAAAGCAAGGCCCCGUCCUGCAGCGAGAGGCCUCUCACACUGUUCCACACCCCGACACAUUCACAGAAAGGUGAGAAGAGGAACAGUGUCGUGAACGCCACGGUGGCCGAGCUCCAGCAGUCGGUGUCUACCUCGGCCAACUGUAACAGCAGCAGCAGUAGCAGCAGCAGCAGCCAAGGACGAACGCCCAGACACAGCCUGACCAGCAAUGACGGAGAGCACGACACCCGGCAGAUCCGGCCCAGCUCGCUGUUGAACCCUAAGAGUCGCGGCAGCAUACCAGCAACCAGUGCUACAUCUCCCAGCCCCACCUCCCCACGAUCUCCCUCAUGGCCGAUGUUCUCCGCCCCGUCCAGUCCCCAGCCGACGUCAUCCACCUCCAGUGACUCCUCCCCUGUCAGUGUCGCGGGCAGGAAGGCUCGAGCGCUGUACGCCUGCAAGGCAGAGCAUGACUCGGAGCUGUCCUUCAUCGCUGGGACCAUCUUUGAAAACGUUCAUUCGUCCAGGGAACCCGGCUGGCUGGAAGGGACUCUGGACGGACGAACAGGACUGAUACCAGAAAACUACGUGGAGUUUCUGUAGCACCAGGUCUAGGAAAAAAAAAGACCUGAACUGGACCGCUGUGGACCGGAACAGAGCAACUGGA